Messenger RNA from Porites lobata, 3338 nucleotides. NCBI's taxonomy places the organism in Eukaryota, Metazoa, Cnidaria, Anthozoa, Scleractinia, Poritidae. The record is from the annotation of a GenBank genome assembly.
AUGGACAACAUCUUGGAGAUUCUACAGACCAUUCAUAUUGGUGCAGUUGUUGCAACUUUCCUUUUCAACACUGGACGUAUUAUAAGAGCAGUAGACAUCUUUAACGAAUGUUUGGUGCUCCUUAACGGUAAAGCCCUAGAGACAAUCAAAGAACUUACCACACCACUUCUUAUCUAUGUAUACCGUAAGCUUCUUGAUGGCUAUACUCUUGUGUACGAUCACACCCGUGCGAUAGAAUGUGGUAAAAGGCUUUUAGUGACACUACACAAUAGUGGCCAAAAAGAAGUACAAGGGAUGACAUUACUUAAACUAGCAAACAUCUACUAUCAAAGAAGCAAAUACGAGGAAGCAAAACAGUUUUACAAGAGAGCACUCAGCAUCAUGAUUGAGGCUGGAAAUAAUGACGGAGUUGGAACAUGCUACGGGAAUCUAGGAACUGUAUUUCUUUCUGUUGGUCAGUAUACCAAGGCUGAAGAAUACCUUCAAAAAGCACUAGUGAUCAGCAAAGAAAUCGGUGACAAACAAGGAGAAGCAUCUGCUUACGGAAAUCUAGGAACUGUGUUUAAAUAUGUUGGACAAUAUACCAAGGCUGAAGAAUACCUUCAAAAAGCACUAGUGAUCAGGAAAGAAAUCGGUGACAAACAAGGAGAAGCAGCAGAUUACGGAAAUCUAGGAACUGUGUUUAACUCUGUUGGACAAUAUACCAAGGCUGAAGAAUACCUUCAAAAAGCACUAGUGAUCUGGAAAGAAAUCGGUGACAAGCAAGAAAGGCAGCAGAUUACGGAAAUCUAGGAACCGUGUUUAAAUCUGUUGGUCAAUAUACCAAGGCUGAAGAAUACCUUCAAAAAGCACUAGUGAUCAGGAAAGAAAUCGGUGAUAAAAAAGGACAAGCAUCUGCUUACGGAAAUCUAGGAACUGUGUUUCAAUCUGUUGGACAAUAUACCAAGGCUGAAGAAUACCUUCAAAAAGCAAUAGUGAUCAGGAAAGAAGUCGGUGACAAACAAGGAGAAGCAGCAGAUUACGGAAAUCUAGGAACUGUGUUUAAAUCUGUUGGACAAAAUACCAAGGCUGAAGAAUACCUUCAAAAAGCACUAGUGAUCAGGAAAGAAAUCGGUGACAAAGAAGGAGAAGCAUCUGCUUACGGAAAUCUAGGAACUGUGUUUAAAUCUGUUGGACAAUAUACCAAGGCUAAAGAAUACCUUCAAAAAGCACUAGUGAUCAUGAAAGAAAUCGGUGACAAAGGAGGAGAAGCAUCUGCGUACGGAAAUCUAGGAACUGUGUUUAAAUCUGUUGGUCAAUAUACCAAGGCUGAAGAAUACCUUCAAAAAGCACUAGUGAUCAGAAAAGAAAUCGGUGACAAAGAAGGAGAAGCAUCUGCUCACGGAAAUCUAGGAACUGUGUUUCAAUCUGUUGGUCAAUAUACCAAGGCUGAAGAAUACCUUCAAAAAGCACUAGUGAUCAGGAAAGAAAUCGGUGACAAAGAAGGAGAAGCAGCAGAUUACGGAAAUCUAGGAACUGUGUUUCAAUCUGUUGGUCAAUAUACCAAGGCUGAAGAAUACCUUCAAAAAGCACUAGUGAUCAGGAAAGAAAUCGGUGACAAACAAGGAGAAGCAGUAGCUUACGGAAAUCUAGCAACUGUGUUUCUUUCUGUUGGACAAUAUACCAAGGCUGAAGAAUACCUUCAAAAAGCACUGGUGAUGAAGCAAGAAAGCGGAGACAAAGCUGGUGUUGGAGCUUCAUACUUAAAUCUGGCAAAACUUUGGCGAGAAUUUCAACUUACUGCAAAGAGUCAAGAAUUUGCUAAUAAAGCACUUGAGAUAAGUUACGAAAUAGGGGACAUUGAAAUGCAGUUUAACAGCCACCUUACCACUGCUCUGAACGAGUUAGUGGCAGGAGGAAGCAUACCUGAACUUCUGCGAAAUCUGCAUAAAAGCAUUGAGAAGUGCGAAGAAAUGCAUAAUUUUUUAAGAGUACAAGAUCAAUUCAAAAUUUCUUUUUUUGACGAGCAUGUGUCCCCUUACCUUCUUCUUUGUAGGUUGUUAAUUGCUACAGGCAGUUAUUAUGAAGCUCUUUACGUUGCCGAGCUUGGACGAUCCAGAGCACUGACAGACGUACUUUCAGAUAAGUACUCCGUGGAAAAAGGGGUAUCAGUCAACCCACAGUCAUGGAUUGGUAUUGAGAACAUUAUGAACAAAAAUGCACUUAGUUCUUGUCUUUAUGUUUCCUGCUUCGAUGAUAAUAUGUACUUUUGGAUUCUCAAGCCAAACAAAAUUACAGUUUUUCGACAAACGAGACUCGAAGAAAGUGCAGAUAAAGUUUUUGGAAAUCAGACAUUUGGUGGUUCUCUUAAUUUAUGUCAGGACCAAUGCGAAGAUCGAUCAUUGUUUUCAUGUGUAAGUUCCCUGCCAUCAUGCAAACCAUCUCAGAGUGGCAGCUUCGAAUCUUUGCGUCUUAUUGAAGAAGAGGAAGACGAAAAUCACGACUCUAAACCUUUGACCCUUGCUGAUGGUUACAACAUGAUAGUCGCUCCUGUAGCUGACUUACUCCAAGAAUCAGAAAUCAUUAUUAUACCAGAUAACUUGUUGUAUCCAAUUCCUUUUGCUGCUUUAAAGGAUGGUAAUGGAAAGUAUUUAUCGGAUACUCUCGGGAUUCGCAUUGUCCCUUCCUUGACAACUCUUAAGUUGAUUCAGCUCAGUCCAGCAGACUACCAUAGUAAAACCGGUGCACUGAUCGUAGGGGAGCCAGACGUUAGUGAUGUAUACUACCAAGGAAAAAUUCUACAGUUAAACCCACUGCCUUGGGCGAGAAAGGAAGCAGAGAUGAUUGGGCGACUGCUCGAUGUUCAACCGUUGCUUGGAAAGGAUGCAACUAAGCAGGCAGUCCUGGAAAGCAUGCAUUCAGUAAGUCUCAUUCACUUCGCUGCUCAUGGUGAUGACGAACGUGGAGAAAUAGCUCUUUCCCCUAUAAGCUCCUGCGGAACUCCACACGAAGAAGACUACUUAUUAACGAUGGCUGAAAUUUUACAAGUUCGACUAACAGCCAAGCUGGUUGUCCUUAGCUGCUGUCAUAGUGCAAGUGGUCAGAUUAGAGCUGAGGGAAUUGUUGGAAUCGCUCGAGCAUUUCUAGCAUCGGGUGCACGCGCCGUGCUGGCGGCGCUGUGGGCUGUAGAUGACAAAGCUACCAUGUGGUUUAUGAGUCAUUUCUACGAGCACCUUGUUCGUGGUGAAAGUGCCAGUGAAUCUCUUCAUCAGGCCAUGAAGUCGAUGAGAGAGACUCGCUUUUCUGACGUCAAGCAGUGGGCACCCUUUAUGCUGAUUGGAGAUAAUGUGACAUUCAAA